Mus caroli (Ryukyu mouse) is the source of this 2647-nucleotide messenger RNA. It is a transcript of the gene Fam20a, whose product is annotated as FAM20A golgi associated secretory pathway pseudokinase. Gene Ontology annotation, biological process: enamel mineralization. Gene Ontology annotation, molecular function: protein serine/threonine kinase activator activity. Gene Ontology annotation, cellular component: Golgi apparatus. The record is from RefSeq and is a predicted model, not a curated record. NCBI's taxonomy places the organism in Eukaryota, Metazoa, Chordata, Mammalia, Rodentia, Muridae.
CUAUGCCAGAGGCAGGUGCCAGCUAAGAGUGGGCGGAGGUGCGGGCGCCAGGCCAAUCCAGGCAGCCGGGAGGCUCCGCGUUACCUCUGCCUCUAGGAGUCUAGGCGCAAAGACAAGCUCGCCCUGAGUCGCCCCUGCUUUGUCAACUCUGCGUUCCCUCCGCUCCUGCCAGCCCGGGGCACAGGAGUCCCUGCCGCCUGCAGGAGGAGCCGGGGGAUCUGUCUCAGCAGCUGCGGAGCGACAGCAUCCUUGGAAGAGACGCCCCGGGCUACGCAGUCUCUCCAGCCUCCUCCUAGGGGGCGAGAGCUCCUUUGCGCUCCCUCCAGUGAUCGCCCCCCUACACGGCCACCAGAGCCAACACUCCUCCACGGGACCUCCCCACCUGAGCGGUCCCUGGCGGAGGGGGUCACAGGGCAAAGAGACUCAAAUAACAACCGGGUAGCCAGGGAACCCCAACCCUGCGUUUCUACUGGGCAAGAAAAGACGACGCUGUCAACACGGUGAGCUUCCUGCACGCGGUCCCCAAGUUCAGGGAAGACACCCUUCCAGGAAGAGCUAAUCCCCUGUGUGAGCAUUCCAGCCUCAUCCGGACUCCAGGAGCUUCUUCCGUCUGCACCCCAAGUGUUUCCCGGGUGUCCGCUUGGGCCAUGCCCGGGCUGCGCAGGGACCGCCUGCUGGCCCUGCUGCUCCUGGGCGCGCUCUUCUCCGCCGACCUCUACUUCCACCUCUGGCCGCAAGUGCAGCGCCAGCUCAGGCCGGGCGAGCGCCCCGCCGCCUGCCCGUGCUCGGGCCGCGCCCCCUCCGCGUCUCUACACUCAGCCGCAGCCUCCCGGGACCUUGGCACAACCUCACACAACUUUUCAGGAGCUUUGCCCCGGGUUGAGCAUCCCAGCCACGGCCACCCUGCCCCGCGCUCUAAGCUGCAGGCCCUCUUCGCCCACUCGCUCUACCAAGUCCUGGAGGAUCCGCCUCUCCUGGGACCCGAAGACUGGCUCCUGGCCAGCCAGGAGGCGCUGCGGUAUUACCGGAGGAAGGUGGCCCGCUGGAACAGACGGCACAAGAUAUACAAAGAACAAUUCAACCUCACCUCCUUGGAUCCCCCGCUGCAGUUUCGACCAGAGGCCAGCUGGGUCCAGUUCCACUUGGGGAUCAACAGCCACGGGCUGUACUCCAGGUCCAGCCCUGCCAUCAGCAAGCUCCUCCAUGACAUGAGACACUUCCCCACCAUCAGUGCUGAUUACAGCCAGGAUGAAAAAGCCUUGCUAGGGGCCUGUGACUGCUCACAGAUUGUGAAACCCAGUGGGGUCCACCUGAAAUUGGUUCUGAGGUUCUCGGACUUCGGGAAAGCCAUGUUCAAACCCAUGAGACAGCAGCGAGAAGAGGAGACGCCUGAGGACUUCUUCUAUUUCAUAGACUUUCAGAGACACAAUGCUGAGAUCGCAGCUUUCCACCUGGACAGGAUUCUGGACUUCCGACGGGUACCGCCAACAGUAGGGAGGCUAGUGAAUGUCACCAAGGAAAUCCUAGAGGUCACCAAGAAUGAGGUCCUGCAGAGUGUGUUCUUUGUGUCUCCAGCUAACAACGUGUGCUUCUUCGCCAAGUGUCCGUACAUGUGCAAGACCGAGUACGCUGUCUGCGGCAACCCACAUCUGCUGGAAGGCUCCCUCUCCGCCUUCCUGCCAUCCCUCAACCUAGCCCCCAGACUGUCUGUGCCCAACCCCUGGAUCCGUUCUUACUCACUGUCAGGAAAAGAGGAGUGGGAGCUCAACCCCCUUUACUGUGACACAGUCAAGCAGAUCUAUCCGUACAACAGCAGCAACAGACUCCUCGGCAUCAUUGACAUGGCCGUCUUUGACUUCCUGAUUGGAAAUAUGGACCGACACCAUUACGAGAUGUUCACCAAGUUUGGGGAAGAUGGGUACCUUAUUCAUCUUGACAAUGCCAGAGGGUUCGGACGACAUUCCCAAGAUGAAAUCUCUAUCCUCGCCCCUCUUGCACAGUGUUGCAUGAUCAAAAGGAAAACACUCUUGCACCUUCAGCUGCUGGCUCAGGCUGACUACAGGCUCAGCGAUGUGAUGCGGGAGUCACUCCUAGAAGACCAGCUUAGCCCUGUCCUCACAGAACCCCACCUCCUGGCCCUGGACCGCAGACUCCAGAUCAUCUUGAAGACCGUGGAGGACUGCAUAGAGGCCCACGGCGAGCGAAGAGUCAUAGCCGAUGGGUCAGCACAACGUUCGGCUCCAGACUCCGGCCAGGCUAAUCUGACGAGCUAAUGGCAACAAACGUGGGACCUCAGAACACACAACUGGAGUCAGCACCUCGUGCUGGUUUGUAGGCCCCUGUUGCCUCAUUCUAUCCUGGGGUACUGGAGGCCAAGUCACAAGCUCAGGGAGGAGGCAGGAACGCUUUGAAAAAGGCAAACAGGAUCCACCAAACCUCAUCUUUAUCCUUGGGUGGAGGUCACUGCUUUUACGGUGCACUAACUGGGGCUCUCUCUUCCCAACGAGCUCUGGCUCCAUCAGGACUGCAGAUUAUCUUCUGAGCACACUGUGAAACCUGGAUCUGAACCAGGCUUGGAAGGUCUGGAAGCUCUGUUCCCAGGAGCGGUUUUUAUUCUACCAUAUCAAAUAAAGGGACAUCAAGCGGA